Molecule: messenger RNA, 2587 nt
Organism: Salvia hispanica
Lineage: Eukaryota; Viridiplantae; Streptophyta; Magnoliopsida; Lamiales; Lamiaceae
Product: ubiquitin-like domain-containing protein CIP73
Biological process (GO): ERAD pathway
Cellular component (GO): BAT3 complex
Molecular function (GO): polyubiquitin modification-dependent protein binding; misfolded protein binding
Source: RefSeq, a predicted model, not a curated record
AGUAAACUUCCAAGUGUUCGUCACCAACAGCCUAGCGCUCAAGUUUCAUCUCCGCUGCUGACUGCUCUGUUCCCCCUCUCUCACUUGAUUUUCGUUUUUUAAUUUUCUCUGCAUAAUCGCUCUUCUCGAUCGACCCUUCAGUUUCACACAGAAAAAAGGUGAAUACCCUGUUGUAGGGGGCUUUCUUUUCAAGUUCCUCAGUGGGGUCAGGAGUCAGAUAUGGAAAGGAAAUAUAAAAGUUUUUUGGUGAUCUUGAAUAAGAUGGGAAGUAAUGGUGGAGAGCACAUAAAGAUUUCCGACAGGGAUGCAGCUGAAUGUUCUCAAACCUCUGUUCAGAUCAAGAUCAAGACAUUGGAUUCUCAAACGUUCACCCUACGGGUGGAUAAAUGUGUGCCUGUUCCAGAACUGAAGGAACAGAUUGCGUCUGUAACUGGUGUCCUGUCAGAGCAACAACGCCUUAUAUGCCGUGGAAAAGUUUUGAAGGAUGACCAACUCCUCUCAGCUUACCAUGUGGAGGAUGGGCACACUCUGCAUCUUGUUGUGAGACAACCUAUUUCUACCUCAGAAGAGCAGUCAGAUCAGCCAGCAGCAGAUCCAACAUCAAGUGCAGGGCAGAAUGCAGGCGGUCGCAUAAGCCCUGGUAUGGUGGUUGGAACCUUCAAUAUAUCAGAACAGGGAGAUGGAGCUUUUCCCGAUCUAAAUCGGAUUGUUUCUGCUGUACUUACUUCUUUUGGUGUUACAAGAUAUGGAAAUGGCACUGAAGGGAUUGAUCUAAAUCAACCUCCAUUGGAAAAUCUCUCAACUGCACCUGGACUCAGUGGUACCAGAAAUUCUAGUAUACCACAAUCUGACCAAGCAGCUUCAGUUGCUGUUCCUGUGGAGCCUUUGCAGCCGCCGGUUAUACCCGAUUCACUGACUACUUUGUUACAGUACUUGAGCCACUUGAGACAAGAAUUUUCUGCCUACAGCCAAAGCACAAAUGCUCAAAAUGGGAGUGAUGGGCAAGAGUUUGAGUCUGCUGGGUAUUCUAGUGAGCCAAGAGGGCUUCUGAAUCCUGAGUCAUUGGCAGAGGUGAUGUCAUCUGCCAGACUUCUUCUUCUUGAACAAGCCACUGAGUGCUUGUUGCAACUUUCAAGACAGCUUGAAUCACAUUCAAGUGUAAUGGAUUCAUUUGAGCGGGCAAGAAUUCAAUCUAAUGCUAUAAGAUCAGGAGCUCUUUUUCAGAAUUUGGGUGCUUUGAUGCUAGAGCUUGGUAGGGCCAUGAUGACCCUGCGAAUGGGUCAAUCAUCGGCUGAUGCAUUGGUAAAUGCUGGACCAUCGGUCUUCAUAUCUUCAACCGGGCCCAAUCCUAUCAUGGUUCAGCCUCUGCCUUUCCAACCAGGGGCGAGUUUUGGUUCAGUUCCUGUGGGUACUGCUCAACAUGGCUCUGGUUUAGCUGGAAAUUCUGCUGCUACAGGUUUCCUGCCCAGAAAUAUUGAUAUCAGAAUACGAGCAGGUUCACUAAUUCCUCGAAGAGAGCCUACUACUUCCCCGUCUCAAGGGCAAACUGGUACAUCAUCACCCAAUAGAGCAAGUCCCAGUCAACAACAAGAUUCUGCGCCGGUUGAACCAAGCUCACGCAAUAGGGAACCACAACUGAGAGCUAUUCCCUUAAGAACUGUAGUGGCAGCAGUUCCUUCGUCUGUUGGGCUUACUACAGAUUCCUCUCGUGGUUCAAUAGGGAUCCUAUAUCCAGUUUUGGCUAGAGUUCAGCAUCUAUCUUCAGGAAGCUUAAAUAAUGCAAGAACUUCUCAAACAUCAGAUCUAAAUCAUGAUCAUAGUGGCAAUCCUGAACAACCUGUUCCUGGUUCUUCAGCACAUCAGCAACAUAUUCCAAUCCCUGGAGGAAAUGGGAGCAGCAGUUUACCGUCUGAAGAACUUAAUGACCAAGGAUUCUCUGCCCAUGUCAGAGGACUCGAGCAACUGCUAAGUAGUAUAUUUCCAGGGGGACAGAUCCUUAGUGAAAGUACCGAACUCCCACAUGCAGCUUCUGCUCCAAGUCAUGUUCAAGGUACUCAGGAAUCAGCACCGGCUGUAAGUGAAGAAGGGGUACUUUUAUCGAAUAUUCUACGCCAGAUAAUGCCAUUGCUACCUGAGAACACCAGAGGUGCGGAUAUCAAUACAUCCACUGAAGGAGCAAAUGCAGAUGAAACACAGGCUGAUGACAACAGAGAUGAAGGAUCUUCUCGUCGCAGGAGGGGCUCUCCGUCACAAGCAAGUCCAAAACGACAGAGGAGGGAGUAGCAUCGGAAGUGUUGUGGAAGAAGAUGAGAAGUUUGGGUGGAAGCUAACUCCAUAUGAUAAGAGAGUUGAACAGAGACGUACAUAAUUUCUUUUCGGCCGAAGAUAAAUUUUACUCCAUAUUAUUGGGUGAUCCUCCUCGACUUUGUUAAGUUACACUAUUCUUUAUUCAUGAGGUUAGAGAGAGAGAGGGAGGGAGAAGUGAAGAUGGUUAUGGUUGCAAAUAAUUGUUGUGUGAGUGCGGAUGGCUGUGGCUUUGCUGCCUAGACAUAUACUUCUCUUUUCUAUUCUAUAGUCUUCUCUGGCA